Messenger RNA from Alosa sapidissima (American shad), 3923 nucleotides. It is a transcript of the gene znf512b, whose product is annotated as zinc finger protein 512B. NCBI's taxonomy places the organism in Eukaryota, Metazoa, Chordata, Actinopteri, Clupeiformes, Clupeidae. The transcript is spliced from 17 exons. Bases 924 to 3677 code for a protein of 917 amino acids. Gene Ontology annotation, molecular function: zinc ion binding. The record is from RefSeq and is a predicted model, not a curated record.
CAUUACGUCGGGCGAGCCGCAUCAAACGGUCAGAUUCGUAUUGGAUUUUAUUAAGCAGAAUAGGAAUAUUAUUUGCUCGAUUAAAAAAAUACAAAUAAUAACGCGAGAGUUUGCAAGUUGGCUCCAGACUGUAGUUACAACUGUCAAAGGGAGAGUGGAUACGCGCAUGACCAGGCACACAUUACUGUAUUACUGUACUCGGCCGCGAAGAUAAUAUCCGUAUAAAAAAUAGCCAUAAUCCAGAGGUAAGGAAUCGAAGACUGCAUCGAAAUCGAACGCGACUGAGCCUUUCUGACCAAUUUCCACCGCUUCUUUUUCUUUUACUCUAACCAACUCUCGCAGCUGUCGAAAAUUACUGCACUAAACAUAUUUUUGUGGCUCCCUUUAGCUCCAGCGCAAGGAUUUUUUUUACUCCUCCUUCGUAUUAAAGUCGCCAUUUUGCUUCACUGCCUAUAAAAGCUUCUUCUAUUUUAUUAUUUUCUUUAAGGAGUCGACGUCGUUUCUAUCCUCUGUCUCCUGCUUUUUGACAUUUCUGGAGUUCGUUUUUAACGACAGGGUUGAGGUUAAAGCGGUACCUCGUGGUUUACAUAUUAAUGAAGGAAAGAGACGAGCGAGUCUGGCAAUAAGGUGAAAGUGUUCAGGUUAUUUAAUUUGCAUUUCCUUUCCCCCUUUGCUGGUUUUCUUCAUUUUCUUCGUCGUCCCCUCCUCACUGUUCCUCCGCGGAUACACAGCGGGGGCUAGGAGCGUGGCUACCGACCGUGACGGCUGUCUGUCCGCAACGAACCCGGCUCACGGGACGGCGGCAGGUGUGAUUGCCAUGUAACAUCAAAAGGCACCGAGCGAAGAGUAGGCUACAGCCUGACCCCACGUGGGUGACCCGGGUCACCCGGCCACUCGUGUUGGGUGGCUCCAGCUUUCCAGGCAUGGAGACGUCCAGUGGAGCCCGACUAGGGAAGCCCCCGUCAGGGGUGGCCAAGGGCCGGCCUCCCAAGCAGACGCAUCCCCCUGAGACGGCCCGCACGGGCAGCUCUGAAAACGACAAUCAUGGUCCAUCCUGUUACGAGAGGGCAGAGGGCAAGAGGAAAGGACGCCCUCGUGUGGAGGUGCAAGAACUGCGCAGCAUCCCUGCCCACAUGAUGGUGCAGUGGAAGGAGGAGUUUAAGAGUCGCUCGCGGGUCAAGUGUCCGAGCUCGGGCUGCUGGCUGGAGUUUCCCAGCAUCUACGGCCUCAAGUACCACUACCAGCGCUGCCAAGGGGCGACCGUGGCCGAGAGACUGAGGCACGCAUGCCCUUACUGUGAGGCUGUGUUCGCUACCAAGGUGCGUCUGCAGAAGCACAAGCUGUGGAACCACCCGGAGAGGGUCACCAUGGAAACCAAGACUGAAUCCAAAGGGCAGGUGCAGAAGGGGCCGGCGAAAGGGAACGCCAAGAAAAGGCCCAUGGAGAGUGGCCCUCCGUCCCCCAUGUUCAUCAAGGUGAAGAAGACUCAGGAGCCAUCACAGCCGUCCCAGAACGGAGAGUGUACCGCCACCGCCACCUCCACCGCCUCCACCACCUCACAGAGGCCCGACAGAAAACAGCAGCAACAGCAUUCGCAGCCACAUCAGCAGCAGCAGCAGCAGCAGCACACACACAGUCACACACACAUGCAGACGCACACACACAUGCCGCCGCAGCAGCAGGAGCAAGAGCAGGCGUCUUCGUCAGACACCUCACCGAGGACCCCUGGGGGUAGCGAGAGUGACGGGGGCAGUUUGCCCCCGUCCUGUCCGGAGGAGGACCCCGAGAGGACCAGGCACAGAAGGAAGCAGAAAACUCCAAAGAAGUUCACUGGAGAGCAGCCCUCCAUCUCUGGUACAUUUGGACUCAAAGGGAUGAAUAAAGUGGAGGAGAAGCUGAAAGCUGGGCGGGCAAAGAGGCCAGAGGGAGGCCUGUUCAACGAGGAGCCCCCAAGGAAGCUCCAAGCCCCAGCCUCAUCUAGGAGAGAGACCCCUCAACCUCCAGCCUCAGGCCCCCCAGCAGAUGCACAGUGGCACAGUGCCAUCUCUGAGCGGGGAGAGGUGGUGUGCCCCACCUGCUCUGUGGUCACCAGGAAGACCGUGUCUGGCCUGAAGAAGCACAUGGAGAUCUGUCAGAAGCUCCAGGAUGCCCUGAAGUGUCAGCAGUGCCAGAAGCAGUUCAGGUCUAAAGCCGGACUCAAUUACCACACCAUGGCUGAGCACAGCAACAAGACCACUGGGAACGAGAGGCGCAGCGGCGGCGGCGGUGGUGGUGGUGGUGGUGGCAGCGGGCAGGAGGAGAGGGAGAGGCUGCGCCGCAUCCUCAAGCAGAUGGGCAAGAUCAAGUGCCCCAGCGAGGGCUGUUCGGCCCACUUCACCAGCCUUAUGGGCUAUCAGUACCACCAGAAGCGCUGCGGGAGGGACGUGUCCGAGGCUGACAAGCCCGCCUUCCAGUGCCAGCACUGCGGGAAGACCUACCGCUCCAAGGCCGGCCGGGACUACCACCUCCGCUCCGAGCACCCGGUCACACAGCCCAGAGGGGUAAGGGCAGGAACCAUGUUAAAGGUGGCCACAGAGGAGCCCAGGCCGGCCGGGAGGAAGGAGCAGCUCCCCACUGAGAAGACGAAGGAGGAGGCGCACAGGAGGCAGCAGCAGCAGCAGCAGUCGGCCCGGGUGAAGGAGCGGCCGGAGGAGCGGGGUGGGGAGCAGGAGGACCCGGCGCCACCGUUGUCAACGGCAACCGCGAUGACAACGACGACGACGGGAGCCCCAGCGGCCGCUGCAGCAGCAUCAAUGGUGGGGUCAGUGGGAGCCAUGAUGGCCACGGCAGCGGCAGCGUCUAUGGCGGACUCGGUGGAGGACUUCGAGCGGACGCCCAGUGGGAGGGUGCGGCGGCGAUCGGCACAGGUGGCCGUCUUCCACCUGCAGGAGAUCGCCGAGGACGAGCUGGCCAAAGACUGGGGCACCAAGAGGCGCAUCAAAGACGACCUGGUGCCAGAUAGCAAGAGGCUCAACUACACCCGUCCGGGCCUUCCCACAUUCGAUCCGGAGAUGCUGGAGACGUGGAAGAAUCAGGUCAAGGAGAAGGGGUUCAUCUGCUGUCCUAAUGGAAGCUGCGAAGCUGUUUACUCGAGUGUGUCUGGACUCAAAGCCCAUUUGGCAAACUGCACCCAGGCAGGGGGAGCCGUGGGGAAGUACAUGUGCCUGCUGUGCCAGAAGGAGUUCAGCUCGGAGAGUGGCGUGAAGUAUCACAUCAGCAAGACACACUCCCAGAACUGGUUCCGUGCCACUACCAACAUACCGCCUAACAACAAGAAACCGCCACUUCCUCAAAGCAACGGCAUCAAGAACGAGGUGAAGAACGGGGCGACCGGCAAGAAGAGGGGUCGCAAGCCCAAAGAGCGCCCCCCAGAGGCCACUCUGUCAAAGACUCCGAGCUCUAACCCACCCAUGUCCGUUCCCGUCCAGACCCAAACUCAGAACCAAACCUCAGGCUUGGCUCAAACUACAGCCCCUGCUCUGUCCCCAACCAACACCACCACCACCACUCCUACGCACGUGCCCAAACCUGCCCCCACACCUACCCCUGUUGAUCGGGGUAGCUUGGGGCAGAACAGAGACACACAGCCCCUGAUGAAGAAGAGGGGUAAGCCCAAGAAGGUGCCAUCUGUUGAAUAACAUAGAUAACAUCACGUCAGGAUAACUGGUCAGGAGGCUUGCGAAAAAAGACAAACGUCAGACAUCGCGGCACAACACAGCCUUCUCAUCCUCAGAGGCUGAUGGCUAAGAUAGCGCUCCAAGAAUACCCUACCAUGGAAUGGAAUUCUUUAAAAAAAAAAAAAAUGGUUAUUUGAUUUCACAGUUUUUUGGUUAGAUUUUUUGUUUUGUUUUUUACCUUAUAUAUGCGUACUUAUAUACAGUAUA